GCGCCCGAGGCGCAGGGGCGCAGGCAGGCGGCCUCGCUCGCCCUGGCGGCGGCGGCGGGCGCGGGGGCGGCGGGCCCCGCGGCGGCCGAGGAGGAUAGCUUCACCAGCAAGCUCAUCAAGGAAGCGCGGAGAAAGGCGAAGGAGGACGCGGAGUCCGGGUCGAUAUUCAACGUGAACACGUACAAGAUCCCGACCCAGAAUUACAACAAUUCCGACUUGCAGAGCUACCUCCCGACGGUGAUCCUUGCGCGCCGCGCCUUCGACACGGCCGUCUCCCAGCUGAAGAGCCCCCGCAUCAAUUCCUCCGACCCCUACACGUACGAGCUGCUGCGGCAGCAGAACCGCAUCCCCCCGAUCCGCCUGCUGCGGAAGGACAUAUUCAGGGCGAAGAGCUGGCUUAGGGACCGUACCGGCAACUUCGAGGCAGGGGACCGCGAGUACGAGCGGGUCAAGCGCGCGAUCGACGAGCAGGACACGCAGUGCCUCCUGCUCUCGAGGAGCGAGGAGCAGCUCCUCAAGUCGUCGGUCAAGGUUGCGGUCCGCAACUCCCAGGCCGUCGUGGACGCUAUCGACGACUUCUUGGAUAUCCUGCCACAGGAGGAGGUCGACACGGCCAAGCUCGUGGCCGAGACGAAGAAGAUCCAGUUUUUGCGCCUCCCGGCCACCAGGAAGGCCAACGCCACUGCGGACGGGGACGGCCUGAAGAAGUCGCUCAAGGUCGAGGAGAUCUCGCCCGGCGCCGACCUGGCCAAGCUCCGGCCCGACCUGGCGCCGAGGGACUGA
Molecule: messenger RNA, 783 nt
Organism: Prorocentrum cordatum
Lineage: Eukaryota; Dinophyceae; Prorocentrales; Prorocentraceae
Source: the annotation of a GenBank genome assembly